Messenger RNA from Striga asiatica, 561 nucleotides. The record is from the annotation of a GenBank genome assembly. NCBI's taxonomy places the organism in Eukaryota, Viridiplantae, Streptophyta, Magnoliopsida, Lamiales, Orobanchaceae.
AUGGUCAAAAGGUCUUGCAAGUGCUUUUGCACUUCACAACCAAAACAUAACAUGAGCAUAACAAAACUCCAGAAAAGGCAUAACAAGAGCUUCUUAACAAGCAUAACAAGCAUAACAGGAGCUAAGAACCAAAACAUUCAGAAAAAGGAGACCUGCCACAUAAAACCAAGCACUCAGAAAUCCAGACUCCAACGAACUAGAGGGGGAAAUGAAAGAUCACCUAAGACUAGCAAAUUCUUGCCAGUCAUACAUGGCUUGAGAAGGAGUGACAGAGCACACCUUAGACCACCACACCUUAAAGUUCCCUGUGAAGUUCACCAAACCAUCCCAACCCAAUUAACAGGAGAAAGCUUCCAAAUUUUUGCAGCUCUAGAACAAUGGAAAAAUAACUCCACAGACUUUGCAAACCAAGUCUUAUUUAAUACCUUUUUCUUCCAAAUUGCAGAGGACAGGCAGAAUAUUGUUAAAACAGUUCCACAGGAAAUGCUUUAUCUUACCUUUGAUUUUUUGGCCCCAACUCCUCUUUUUUACAAUUUUCAAAAGGAAACUUUGACUAUGCUC